AUGUCACAGAUCGAGUUCUUAACCCCUCUUCUCCUCUUCAUCCUCCCAUUCUUCUUCCUCUUUUUCUUCAUCAAAACCUGUCUCACUUGUAACUCGAGCAACAAAGAGCCAAGGUCCUACCCAGUGCUGGGCUCCAUACUCACUCUAUUGGCCAAUCGAGAGAGAAUAAACCAAUGGGUUGUAGAGCUUCUUCAUCAACACACACCCCAUGCAAAUGGAACCAUUAUCCUUCAUCUCUCCAUGGGCCUUCGCCAAGUCAUAACCACUAAUCCAGCUAACGUCGAACACAUCCUCAAGACCCAAUUCUACCUCUAUCCCAAAGGUGACUUCUUUAGACACACCCUCUCGGAUUUCCUUGGUAAUGGCAUAUUCAAUGUUGAUGGUGAGAACUGGAGGUUUCAAAGACAACUUUUCAGCCAUGAGUUCAACACCAAAUCACUCCGGAAGUUUGUUAAGACAGUAGUCGGAAAUGAGCUCUCCGAUUGCCUCCUUCCUCUUCUCUCUCAGGCCGCCGCCGAAAACACGGUGUUUGAUCUGCAAGACAUCCUCCAAAGGUUUGCAUUUGAUAACAUCUGCAAGAUUGCUUUUGGGUUCGACCCAGAAUGCCUAUCUCCAUCAUUCCCACAACCAAAAUCAGAAUUUGCUGAGGCUUUUGAAGAAGCUACACGAUUAAGUAGUGAGCGGUUCACUUCAAUGUUCACUCUAAUAUGGAAGCUAAAACGAGCACUCAAUAUUGGUUCAGAAAGACGGCUACGUUUAGCAAUUUCGCAGGUUCGAGAAUUCGCAACAAAGAUCAUCGAAGAAAAGAAACAAGAACACAAAGGGAAAGACCUCCUGUCAAGAAUCUUGAAUUCCGGUCAUUUAGAUGAAGGUUUUGUUACAGAUACGGUCAUCAGCUUUAUGUUAGCCGGUCGGGAUACAACAUCGGCGGCCUUGACAUGGUUCUUCUGGUUAGUUUCUUGUAACUCGCACGUAGAAGAGGAGAUAUUGAAGGAGAUAAUGGAUAAGCCAAAGAAUCUUUUUGAUUAUGACGAGGUGAAGGACAUGGUAUACACACAUGCAUCACUGUGUGAGAGCAUGAGAUUGUAUCCACCUAUACCAAGCGACACCAAGUUUGCAGUAAGCGACGAUGUCCUGCCAGACGGGACAGUUGUGAAGAAAGGAAUGGAAGUGACUUACCAUCCUUAUGCGAUGGGGAGGAUGGAGGUGCUGUGGGGGAAAAACUGGUCAGAGUUUUGGCCAGAGAGGUGGUUGGAGAGGGAGGAGAGCAUGGAAAAAUGGAGGUUUGUGGGGAGGGACCCAUACACAUACCCAGUGUUCCAAGCAGGGCCAAGAGUAUGCUUGGGGAAGGAAAUGGCUUUCUUGCAAAUGAAAAGCAUAGUUGCUGGGGUAAUGCGAGAGUAUCAGGUGGUACCUGCCGAGAUGGGGUUUGAGCCGGUCUUCACUUCUUUCCUGACCUCCAAAAUGAAAGGAGGGUUUCAUGUCACAAUUAAGAAGAGGAGCGUAGGCAGUGGCCAGUGAGUACCAUGUAUGGUUCAAGUAGGGGUUGGGCUACUCUGUAGUGCACUACGUAUAGCAGAUCCAAGGUUUGGGAGUCCUCAAGCAUGUUGCCCAAGACAUGGAUGUGCAGCACAAGGUGCUCCGGGCCCUUGAAUCUAUGCUACACGGCAUGUCACAUGACUGAAGAUCCCCAUCCUUCAAGUAAACAGUGGCCCCUAUAUGUAUCUGUAUUAAGAAUAGAAGAGAAAAAAGAAGAAGAAUUUAAGUCCAAUGUAAUCUCUUGUGGUGAGUGAAUCCCACUUUUGGGUUGGGUGAGUGUCCAUUUGAGUUUGAGGUCCUUUUGUAGUAAACGAGUCUCACUCUUGGCUGAGUGAGUUCCCAUUUGAGUUUGAGGUUCACUUGUCGUUGAGUGAGUUCCAUAUUUGUAUUGAAUAAGUGCCCAAAUUGCCCUAAAGUUAAGUAGGAACCCUUAAGUUAAGUGGUCUGCUCUGACUCUUGUCAUUUUGUACUUCGUUUUUUAUUUUUAGCAAUAAAACUCUUCUAUAUUUUUUAGUU
Messenger RNA from Macadamia integrifolia, 2055 nucleotides. Its product is annotated as cytochrome P450 94A2-like. Gene Ontology annotation, molecular function: monooxygenase activity; heme binding; iron ion binding. The coding region runs from base 1 to 1521 and encodes 506 amino acids. Lineage: Eukaryota; Viridiplantae; Streptophyta; Magnoliopsida; Proteales; Proteaceae. The record is from RefSeq and is a predicted model, not a curated record. The transcript has a single exon.